UGCGGAAUCGUGCAGGUUUUUAAUUUUAAUUUUUAUUAUUUUAUUUUUUUUGGGAGGGGGAACAGGGGCGUAUGACAGGAAAAUGGGGAUAUGGCAAGGAGAGAGGGAUAUGGAGAGGAGGAGGAGGAUGUGCACGAGGAGGACGACGAGGAUAGCGAGGACGACAAGGAGGAGGAGUCGAGAUGGGGGAGGAGAAGAGAUGGACGGAGGGAAAAGAGGAAGGGCAGGAGGAGGAGGAUGAGUGGGAGGAGGAGGAGACAUGGACGGCGAGGAAGGGGAGGACACGAGGAAAGGGAGGACACGAGGAAAGGGAGGACACGAGGAAGGGAAGGAGACGAGGAGGCAUGGAAGAUGACGAGGAGAAGACAAGGAGGAGGAGGAAGGGCAGGAGGAGGGGGACGAACAGGAGGAGGAGGAGGAGGAGGAGGAGAAGACGAAAAGGAGAAGGGAGGAGGAGACAUGGAGGAUGAGGAAGGAGAGGAGAAGCAAGGUGAGGCAGUACUCCUGUAAAUUUUUUUUUCAUCUCGCUUAUAAUUUUGGUAGGGGGCCUCAAAUGCACCAUUUCGACCACGACCUUUUUUUUUUUUUCUGAGGGGGGUGACGGGUCGUUCUCCGCACAGUCGUGCGCCGCACGGGAUCGGUUGGGUGCGUGCGCCGCACGUAGGGAACCGCCCGCACGACGUGCGCUUGGAUGUGUGGUGGAAACUAGUACCGCCUCGCCACUGGGAUGGAAGUCAGCUUUGCUGAUGAUCUUCAUGAGGAUGAUCUUCAGAGUGUUCAACAAUAUAAAACAUAUUAUACGUUCAAUUAUCAUGCCUCAUUGACAAUCUUCCUUUUCUUCAGGGGCCAAAUACCACCUCGACCAGAGCACUACGGCGUUGACUGAAAAGAAACCACAACCUCCUCGAAUAGGAUCCCUCAGAUGUUUCAAAAAAAAAAAAAAAAAAAGGAAACAACAACUUCAGAUGGCUACCUAGUGUACCUUUUUAGGUACACACCUGUGGGUCCUCUCCGAAGGCUCACUUCAAGUGGCUACCUGGGAUGCCGCUGACAUUCAUUAUCCUAGUGCGAUCUCCAACAUUCCUUCCCCUUAACAGUUUUAACUGGCUCACAUGUUCACAGGGAAACUGACCAGAUUCGAACAAAUGUGUAAUAAUUAG
Molecule: messenger RNA, 1160 nt
Organism: Chara braunii
Lineage: Eukaryota; Viridiplantae; Streptophyta; Charophyceae; Charales; Characeae
Source: the annotation of a GenBank genome assembly